Harpia harpyja (harpy eagle) is the source of this 1897-nucleotide messenger RNA. RefSeq names its product acrosin-like. Bases 86 to 1117 code for a protein of 343 amino acids. The record is from RefSeq and is a predicted model, not a curated record. The transcript is spliced from 5 exons. Lineage: Eukaryota; Metazoa; Chordata; Aves; Accipitriformes; Accipitridae. Gene Ontology annotation, molecular function: serine-type endopeptidase activity. Gene Ontology annotation, biological process: proteolysis; acrosome reaction.
GUACCGCGGGCAACGUGAGCACUGCGGGCACUACCGGUGGCGACGAGCCCUCGGUUCUCGCAGCUGCCACGUGCCGCUGGCAGCGAUGAAUUUGUUCCCCCUCCUCGUCCUGCUGGCCGCGUGCUGGCCUGUGCACGGCACGUGGGACAACUGUGGCGGGACCUGCGGGCUCCGGCCCAUGGCUUCUCACUACGGCAUGUCGCGCGUCGUGGGUGGCACAGAUGCCCAGCCGGGGGCCUGGCCCUGGAUCGUCAGCAUCCAGGAUCCCUGGAAAAUAGGCACGGGGCAUAUAUGCGGAGGGUCCCUCAUCAGCCCGCAGUGGGUCCUCACAGCAGCCCACUGCUUCGUUGAGGCCAGGCACGUCACGAUGUGGCGCGUGGUGAUAGGAGCCACCCAGCUGACUCAGCUGGGCCCCGAGGCCCAAGUGCGCAAUAUUAAGCGGCUGCUGGUUCACGAACGCUAUAGUAACGUCUCGGAGAGGAACGACAUUGCGUUGCUGGAAUUGGACCAGCCUGUCCAGUGCAGCUACUACAUACAGCUUGCCUGUGUGCCCGACGCCUCGCUGAGAGUGUCACAGCUGACCACCUGCUACAUCAGUGGCUGGGGUUCCACGACCGCCAGAUCUGGAAGAUCAGCUGAUGUCCUGCAGGAGGCCAAGGUCCACCUCAUUGACGUCAACCUCUGUAACAGCACCCGGUGGUAUAGAGGGGCCAUCCACACCCACAACUUGUGCGCUGGCUAUCCGCAGGGUGGCAUCGACACCUGCCAGGGUGACAGCGGGGGCCCUCUCGUGUGCAAAGAUAACACCUAUGACUACUUCUGGCUUGUUGGAGUGACCAGCUGGGGGAAAGGCUGUGCGAGAGCAAAACGGCCCGGAGUCUACACCUCCACUCAGCACUUUUACGACUGGAUCCUGGUACAGAUGGGACUGCGCCCAGCAGUAACAUCUACUCCAACACCACGGCCAGUGUUCACCUCAACCCCCUUUCAGAGGCCAAAGCCAAUACCAACGCAAUCGGGCAGGUUUACACCCUGCCCAUUUCCACGCCAGAAGCUGGUGGAAUUCUUUAACCUGCUGCAGGAGCUCCUGCAGGUCCUAAGGGGAAAAAAGGCUUGAGCAGCAGGAUGAAGAGGAUCCAGCGCAGGCUGCAGCGUACCACGACCUUUUCCUUGUGGAGUAAUGCCUGCUGAUCCGAAGGCAGCCGCAGUGUCAAAGGCCUGCUCUGUGCUGCCCACGCUCCUCUGAGUGCACACAAAUGCUGAAGUUGACUUAGUUCUUGAAAUAAAGUUGCCAAUUUUCACAGCUAACCAUGUUUCAGUCCAAUUCGUCUCCUGUGCAAGGCAAGGCCGUCCAUGCCCAGCACUUGCAAAACAAGGCUGCAGGCAGACAAGUAGGGCACAAAGGGGAAGCGUCACUCAAAAGGGCUGAAACCGUGCCUGGUCAGAGGAGGGUGAGGGUGCAGUGGACGAAGGGAACACACAGUUUCUAGGGGGCUAGAGGUCCUGGGGACAGCAGUUAGAAACACAAAGUGUCUUAGGGAGGCUACUGGUGGGAUUCCUGUGUGUGUGUACAAUGCACCAGUGAACUUGAAACUGGACUCUCUCAUGACCCAGGAGAGACGGAUCUAGAAAGACCCAAGGUUUGCACCAAUGACUAGGUAAGGAGCUUGACAUCCAGCCACAUAUAUUACAUGGACUUAAUUUCUAUGCUGUUAUUUGAGGAAUCUAUGAAUGUGCUGUGCUUAUGAAUCUAGGGAGUGAAGGUGUGUUUAUGUUUCACUGGUAAACAGCUAAUCCUGAUCAUCUGGAAAGGCAGAAAAGGACUGGACUGUGUUCAUAUUUAUGUAAGUGGUGGUUACAUAUGCACGGGUGUUGGUAAAAGCAUUGCUCUAUGUCA